AAGGACUGCCAUUCCCAGCAAGCCCCGCGCCUUGGGGCUAUGACGGACGGAGCGGCAACAUGGCGGCGCCGGGAGCCGGAGAUUCUCUCGAUGCUAAGGAUGGAAAGGCCCCUGUGGCUCAGCGCAUCGACCCGACUCGGGAGAAGCUGACUCCCGCGCAGCUGCAGUUCAUGCGGCAGGUGCAGCUCGCCCAGUGGCAGAAGACUCUACCACAGCGGCGGACCCGGAACAUCGUGACCGGCCUGGGCAUCGGGGCCCUGGUGUUAGCUAUUUGUAUCCGUUCGGACUGUAGUACGCUCAGGAGACGGCAUAUGGGGGCAGGGGAAGAGGAACGGCAGCGAGUAGUAGGAGCGUUUCCUAGAUGACCUGGAGGACGAGGCCAAAGCUGCCCGAGCCAGAGCCAUGGCGAGGGCAUCGGGAUCCUGAUCGAGAUGGGCACUGUGCAUCCCCAGCCUGCUGGAGCCCCUUCACAUGGUGGAUGAUGCCCUAUGACCCUGUGGAAAUCAAAGCCUGCACACAGCAUUGCUGACCUCAACCUUGAACUAUGAUUGAGCCCAAGAAGCCAGGGGUUUAUUGCAUUUGGCCUGGUCAAGGGAAUAUUGGCCACUUCUCGCUGUGUCCAGUCACCGAGCCCUUCCUAUAGUUUGUUUCCUUAUUUGAGAAUUGUAUGACCUUUGCUUUUCUCAGUCUUUCUAACUUUGUGGUUUACCUUCUCCUCCUCCCAGGGACUUAGCUUUUAUGGGAGUGGGGGUGGCAGCUCUGUAGUGUUGGAGCCUAAAGUGGAAAAGAUGGGGUUAGGUUGAGAAUAAUAAACUGAGUCGCCUGUCUUGGA
Hyaena hyaena (striped hyena) is the source of this 832-nucleotide messenger RNA. RefSeq names its product cytochrome c oxidase assembly factor 3 homolog, mitochondrial. Gene Ontology annotation, biological process: mitochondrial respiratory chain complex IV assembly. The transcript has 2 exons. Gene Ontology annotation, cellular component: mitochondrial inner membrane. The record is from RefSeq and is a predicted model, not a curated record. Lineage: Eukaryota; Metazoa; Chordata; Mammalia; Carnivora; Hyaenidae. The coding region runs from base 60 to 365 and encodes 101 amino acids.